CACGAAUGUGGCUAGUUCUUAAGCUAUGAACUCAAAUUGCCAUGGAUCAUUCAUUUGAUUAUACAAAGAAAUGGAGAAGUUUAUCCGAUUUCAUCAUUCAAUUUGAGUUGAAUCGCCAAUCUACGACCUUAUUCUUAUAGAAUCUGAAGCGAUUAAUCGUCUUCAGGCUUCGAUUUACUUUGCUGGGUUGUGUAAAGGUGUAUAAUUUUACCCUUCUUCGUCUUCCUUUUUCUUUUCCUUUUGUGUCAGCAUGAAAAAAAUUGAGAAUUUGAUAUCCGAAUCGAUCCUUCUUUCGUCUUUCUCGUCGCGUCGUGUUUCAGAUAACAUUAGGAAUAAUUCCGCGUUUUGAAAUGGUCAAGGAUGAUCGUGUUGAUUUGAAGAUAUCAUCCGAUCCCACUUUGAGUCAAACGUUCCUUUUCUCCUUAGCUCUAUCUGUGGGAGGAGAAUGUUACUGUUAACACUUUUUCUUGGAUUCUUACUUGGAGCACUGACGGUUGUUGCUGCUGAAGCUUUCGGUUUAGUCUUUCUGAUUGCCCGACUCAGUCGGAGAACCAAGAAAAAAGAAGAAGAGGCUGCAUUGCGAUCUUCUCAAGGGUUAACUGAUCUCGAUCCAUCUUUAUGUAACAAACAGGGUGCUUUAUGGAUCCUGGAGUCCAAAAAGGUUCCAAAGCCUUCUGAUAAGCCAUCAAAAGAUAAAAAAGGGAAGAAAGAGUUCAUUGAGGUCAAUCCUGUCAAAGUACAUGCAAAAAUCAGUGGUCAUUCUCUUAUUCUUACCGAGUCAGAUGAUUCCUGCAAGGAAAUUAAACUGAAGGAGUGUCAAGUUGUUGCUGUUUCUGCAUCAGAAUUAUCCUCACGCAAAUGGGCAAAAAGAUAUCCUAUUAAAGUGGAGAGCAGGAACUCAAUUCUGUACAAUGGCAAUAAAAGUGUCUAUAUUUAUCUCGAGAAUUCUUGGGAGAAGGAGUCAUGGUGUAAAGCCCUCAGGUUUGCAUCUUGUGAUGACAUCGAAAAACUUGGAUGGUUCAGCGAUUUAAGUCAAGAGUUUCGACGAUACCUUGCAACCCUAAAUACAGCUCACCCCACCUUUAUGAAACCCUCUACGGGCAAUAAUGAGCUUACAGACAAAACAGCUAAUAAUUCAUCAUCCAAGAUUCGGUUCUUCUUCAAGAAGCUUGCCAGAAAGGCUUCUAAAGGUAAUGUGGAAAAUAAGAAUACCUUGACUUCAACUGUAAGCCGCGAAGAGAAAAAGACUGCAGAGAGAUCAAGAUCAUUUCAAGAUACUGUUCAUGGAAAUAAUCUGGUAAAUAAUGUUUCAACAAGGAAGGUAUGUGAAGUUCCCAAUGAAGAUAAAAUUGCAGGAUCAUCAUCACAAGCAUCCUUAUCUCGAUCAGAUAGCAAAAGUGAUGCCUGUGUUUCUUCAGAUGUGGAUAAUGAUGAUAAGAUCAUUAGUGAUGAAGGGACACUUUGUUUGAACUUGUUAUUAUCAAGACUGUUUUUUGAUGUAAAAAACAAUGCAGAUACUGGAGAUUUUGUGCAAAAGCGCGUUCAGAGAAUGUUAUCAAACAUGAGGAUUCCCAAUUUCAUGGGUGAUGUCAACUGUGUAUCUGUGAAAUUAGGGCAGCUUGCCCCACAUAUACAUGGUAUGAGGGUAAUUCCUUUAGACAUGAAUGAGGUAUGGGCCAUAGACAUUGAUAUUGAGUAUUCUGGUGGUGCUGGUUUGAAUAUUGAAACAAGACUCGAGGUUCAUGAACCAGAUUUUCAGAAAGGCAUAAUUGAAUCAAAUUUCAAUCCAAGCUCGGAGGAAGAUGUCAAUUCAGAUCUCUUAGAAAGUUUUGAGAACUACGGAAAACAAUUUGAAGCUUCAGAAGACAAAGGAGAGUUAACAGAUGUUGGUGAUUCUAAACAAGAUGGGACAAAAAGCAGUAAAAGCUCUAACAAGGGACCACCUUCUGCUUCGAGAUGGAAAUCCAUUAUAAACACCAUAGCCAAGCAGGUCUCACAGGUACCUAUUCAAUUGGCAAUAAGGAUAGUAUCUUUUAGAGGAACAUUACGGUUACAUAUAAAACCACCUCCAACGGAUCAGCUAUGGUUUGGCUUCACAUCAAUGCCCGAUAUUGAUUUUAAUCUGGACUCUUCUGUUGGUGACCGCAAGAUUACCAGCGGGCAUGUUGCUUUAUUCUUGAUAAGCCGUUUUAAGGCAGCUAUAAGAGCAACACUAGUGCUUCCAAACUGUGAGUGUGUUUCUUUUCCAUGGAUGUUGGCUGAAAAGGACGACUGGGUCCCACGGAAAGAUUCUCCUUAUAUGUGGCUCAACAAUCAAGAAACCAACGAUCGAACAGGGCCACCACCCGAUCCAUCGACAGGCUCUCAAUCAACUAGAAGUAAUUUCAGCUUGAAAAGCAACUCUAGUUUAUCGCAAGAAGAACAUGAUGAUCAUCCUUCAAACGAAUUACAGGUUGAUUCUUCAAGAAUCAGCAGCCAUGGAAAUGAUCAGUUGUGCUCAAAUUCUUCGUCUUCCUAUUCUGCCAGUACAUCGGAUCAGACUCGUGUUAGGGAACUCAAAGUGCCACUGCUGUUAACAAAUAAUGAAACACAGUAUAGUAACGAUCAUGAGGAGAAUCAGGACCGUUCGAUUGUAUCGGAGGGUCAGGGUUACACGAUGGGUGGAGAUUAUCGAGAUCAGGAAUUGAGGCAGCCGAAGAGAAUGGAGAGUACGAAAGCGAGGAUGCGUGGGUUAGGGAAAAGAAUGACUGAGAAGCUGGAAGAGAAAAAAAGGCAUAUUGAAGAGAAGGGAAGAAAUAUGGUGGAGAGGAUGAGAGGGCCUAAUUGAGUCUUAAUUGAAGUUUUAUUGUUGGUUACUUAUAAAGAUAAUGUAAAGCAUUCAUUUUAUUGUAUAAACAUAAUUGAUAAUGUUUGCUUGAAAGAACAGGCUGGGAGAUUACUUCAUAGUUCAUACAAAUAUUCAAAGAUUAGUUUUAUUUUUUGUUAUAAAAUUUGCUGAAUUGUGUGUUCUGCUUCUU
Molecule: messenger RNA, 3017 nt
Organism: Impatiens glandulifera
Lineage: Eukaryota; Viridiplantae; Streptophyta; Magnoliopsida; Ericales; Balsaminaceae
Exons: 7
Coding region: 446-2827 (793 amino acids)
Cellular component (GO): endoplasmic reticulum
Molecular function (GO): lipid binding
Source: RefSeq, a predicted model, not a curated record